GUUUACAAAUAAAAUGGCCGAUAUGUGAGGCUAGUUUGUAUGGACAAUAAAAUAUGCAAUUAUGUAAAAUUAAUGACCGUCGGUCGUGCACACAUCCAGACGAAGAGGUAGUCCUGUGAGCGCGAAACGCGGAAAAAGUGCGCGGAACGUGAGUGAGAGUGUGGGAGCGCCGCGCGAGGUAGGUGGAGGUUGUCUCUCUGAAGCCCCGUGGACGCCGCGGGCCCCCGAAAGACCGAAACGCGAGAAAAUCACUUAUGGUCUCCAACACAUAGAAGAGCCGUCUAGCCGUGCGGCGUGCUUUUUUCUAUUGGUGUACAGUGGCGCGGCAACGAUACAAAAGCGACUCCUAGAUCUGUGGGAACAGAUUUCGAAAACGGAAAACGCGGCGAACCUUGGCCGCCUCCGUUCCGAUAUAUUUCCGACGUGCGGCUCGCCUCGUCUCGCACAGCCGUGCUACGUCUCGGCUCGUUUCCCGGGGAGCGCACUGCGAUCCGAAAUCGGCGUGAGCGUCCCGGGAACACGUUGCACGCUUUUAUGACUUUACUCAGAUAAUUCUGCAAAAUUAACCACUUUUGCAGCUCCGUUCUGUAUGUAGUCCGAGUAGCCGGGGGGCUUGCGGAUACCAAGUCUGCAAGCUUGCGAGUAGCGUCCUGCUGCGUUCCUGGCCGAAAGAUAUGACACUCAUGUUUUACUCCCAAGGCCGAGAUACUGGAGCGUGACGGGUACGUUUACUUGGAACCUCUCAAAAUAUUUCCCACGGAUCAAUUUGUUAUAGUGGAGAGGGCUGGCGCGGAAAAUGCAUUGAUAGACUCGGAGCAGCGCAUCGGUACCGCGUCCAGCCAACUUUAUCCAUCUGUCAUACCCCUCACAAAUAUGUGUACCACUCCUGGCAAUGCAGGUGCAGGAUUCGGGUACGCUUGGUCCUUUGGUGGGCCAGGAACGGAGACCCGAGAAAACGCUCAAAGCGAACUCGCCACCAAUAUCAGUUAUGCCGUCAACAAUAAUCAAGAUCAGGGAUCCAGUCAGAAGAUACAAGUCGACAUCAAACCGGCCAAAGUGGCCGCUACCACUCAUCGUCGUCCAAUGUUUGCGAUGAACGAAAGUUGUCAGCAAACACCUACCACGCAUCAUGGCCAUACGGGAGGAGGAGCACAUAAUCAAACGACCCAUGGCACUCACGUUCGUACUAAAAAACAUCACGAUGUAUUUUCAUUGACAUGCGACAAAGGGGGAUGUAAUUGCGAUGCGGCACAUCCUACACCUCCACCUUCCUUAUUCUCAAAUACUUUAGUUUUUACUACAGCCGACAAGCACGCCAUGAGUAAGCACUUCAUGACACCAAUUGGACCGUUGCAGCUUACGGCAGAAGAGUGCAAUGAGAUCUUGAUGAAGAGAGCAGCUGCUGCAUCUAAUCAAGCGAACGCAGCGAAUAACGUUACAACCAGUCAAACGGACAGUACGGCCCAUUUUGGACAUGUUUUGACCCAUGUGAAUACAACGCAAAUCGAAAAAGUCAAACAGCAACAAGAUAUGGGCAGUCAGGUCCGUGUGCCGAAAGAACGACCAUAUUCCUGUUCGGAGUGCGGCAAAUCCUUUCUUCUUAAGCAUCAUCUUACAACACACGCGAGAGUACACACUGGAGAACGACCACACAUUUGCGUUCAUUGUGGCAAAAGUUUUGCGCACAAACAUUGUCUUCAUACGCAUCUAUUAUUACACAGCGCCGAAAGGCCGUAUCAAUGUCGCGAAUGUAAAAAGUCUUUCACCCUGAAACAUCAUCUCGUAACGCAUACCCGCGUGCAUACGCGAGAACGACCGUUUGUCUGUCAAGAAUGCGGAAGAGCAUUUCCUCUAAAACGUCAUUUAGUGACGCACAGUAAAUUUCACUCGGGAGAGAGACCUUACGUUUGCGAGGAAUGUGGGGAGUCGUUUUCACAAAAGGAUCAUCUUACGAUGCAUUCACGUUUUCAUGGUAGCCUACAUCCAUUUGUUUGUCAUGAUUGCGGUGCGACUUUCCAGAGGAAGUUUGAGCUAGUUAAUCAUGGCCGGCUACAUGGCAGAGUUCCACAUUCGUGUACCGUUUGCGGAAAGGAAUUUCUGCAGAAGAGAACACUUUUAGCUCAUAUGCGUUUACAUACAGGCGAGACACCCUUUGCAUGUACUGUUUGUGGAGAAGCAUUCCCUCGGAAAGCAGAUCUGGUCGCUCAUUCAAAGAUUCACAACAAUAAUGCAAAUACUGAUGAAAAAUCUCUCACAUGCAGGGAAUGUGGAUUGGAUUUUCCGAAUCGAGAAGCUCUAAAUUUACACCAAAGGUUACAUACUGGUGAUCGUACACUUGUAACGGAUCUUUGUGGGUUAGCCGCCGCCUUCCAACAAACUCCAGCACAUUUCCUUACUCCGAACACUCCAGGAACUCAUCAGAUGAACGGGCCGAUAGGAACGCCUGGUGUUAGUCAUAUGCAUGGCGCGACGCAAACGUCGCCACCAGUGAGUACAGGACCAAAACCUAAGCCACACAUCUGUCCUGAUUGCGGCCGUGGUUUCGCACAAAAACACGGCUUGUCGCAACAUCAACGACGUCAUACAGAUGGCAGUUGCCACAUAAGAUCACACGUAUGCGACAAAUGCGGCAAAGCUUUCUUCCAGAAAAAUCAUUUGUUACUACAUCAACGUCAGCAUAUGGAUCCACCACCGAGUAUACUUAGACAACAACAGAGACAAGCUGCCCAAGCUGCUCAAGCUGCAGCUCAGCAAGCACAGCAGCAGCAACAGCAGCAGCAGCAAGCGCAGCAACAGCAGCAGCAGGUUCAGCAGCAGCAGCAGCAGCAGCAACAAGUGCAACAGCAAGUACAGCAGCAACAACAGCAACCGCAACAGCAACAAACGUGUGCCGUUGAUACGAAAACGAUUCAACUACAGGCAAUACAGCAACAGGUGCAACAACAAGUGCAACAACAGGUGCAGCAGCAGCAACAGCAGCAGCAGCAGCAGCAGCAACAACAGCAGCAGCAACAACAAACGCAACAACAGCAGGCAUGUUCGGUGGACACUAAAGCAAUACAGUUGAACGUCACCAUGUGAGACGGUAUAAAGAUGAGGGACUGGAGAGUCCUUGAAACAAUAGCACUCCCAAAUGCGCACCCUGCUGCCACCCUCUGCACGCACUUCUCUUGUACUAACAAUACACGUUAGAUAUAUAUUUAUUAUCUCUAGAUUCAAAAAUAAUAAUCAAUUUUAUUACAAGAAUAGAAUAUAUACAAAGAAUAUACAUAUAUAUACACUAUAUUCUAAUUAAUAUAAGGCUUGUAACAAGAAAAUAAAAGUAAUCAUAUAUUAGUGUUUUACAUAUACUUUAUAAAUAUACAAAUAUAAAAAUAUAUAAAUAUAUAUAUAAAUAUAUAAAUAUAUACUCUAGACAUGUAAAAUGGACUAAACAAAUUAGUUGCCUUAACGAGAAGAAGAAUUUUAAUGGACAUAUUAACUAUUAUGUUUGGUGAUUUUUUCAUUUACUUUUAUUUAGUAGGAUAUCACUUUAUAAGAAAACAGGUAUUGAAUAAAUCGAGAUAAGAAAAAAAUAAGUUUCGCCCUGUACCGCUGCUUUGUUGUUAUCCUUCUCAAUGUAUUUGUGCGAUGAUAAUUGAGAGGAGGUAAUCUAUGUGUGAACAAGAGAGCCAGUAACAGAGAAAGAGGAAGCUACCAUAAAAGUUCUUUCGUAGGAGUUGGCAAAGAGAGAAAGAGAGAGGGUGGCAGACACUGCGCAUUUAUAAAGCAUUUUUUAAAGCUUAGAUCUAUACAAGGUAGCAGUUUAGCUCCGCGCAAUUUAUAUUUUUACGUUAAACGAUACGAGCGAAUUGUUCGUGAAAUUUUAGAAAUACGUAAGAAUCCCGGUUUUAUAAGAUCCAAAUAUCAAUAAAUGGAUGUAAAUGUUUUUUCGUGAAGAGUUAACGCGAUGUAUGGACGCCAUAUACGAUUUAAAUAUUAUAUACAAAAAUUAAUGCAUAUAUUAGUUUUACAUCAGUAAAGUUAUAAAAAUUAGACAAGAUUGACACAUGUAUUCUAUGCAGUCAGUGCAACAUCGAAUCAUUCACUAGACUCUGGGAGGCCACGAGAGAUUCUAAGAGCCGUGACAUGUAGAAAAAUUUAAGUUGUAAGAAAAUUGUGACCAAUCAUGUUCUAUUCCUCUUAUAGUCGAGGAAUAAUCAUCUUAUCUCUGUAGACUGAAUACAUGUCGCUAAAAUUCGAUACGUUGUAUCGAUUAUAAAUGACAUUAUAAUUAAAAAGGUUUCAUACUAAUAAUAUAACGAUAAGAAUAAUAAUUAAUUAAUAAUAAGCGGUUGGUAUUUAGUUAGUAGAGGUAAGACGCGUGCAAUCUGCUGCUGAUGAGACCGGAGAGAAAUGGCGCAUAGAAGGAAAAGCAAUCCCUUGCAGCUUCGCAUCUAGUAAAUGAUUCGAUCUUGUUGAUUUAUAUACUUAUACAUGUAUCAAUCUUUCUGUACGUGCACUUCGCGUUUAGAAUCCCAAGAAGCCUUUCCACGUGCUUAAUUAUCUUCAUUAAUUAAAACAUUUUCCCCGUAAUAAACCUCGUGCGCCUCGCGUGUAUUUACAUGCGAGAUUGCUUAGUGGGCUCUUCUAGUAAAAUGCAAAUUUAAUUUUGUCUUCAUCAAGAGUAUAUUACCUAAUAGUAUAGCUAGAGAAUCGGAAGAAAUACGAAUAAAGGUUUCCUACAUAGUUUUAA
Pogonomyrmex barbatus (red harvester ant) is the source of this 4735-nucleotide messenger RNA. RefSeq lists its product as uncharacterized. Lineage: Eukaryota; Metazoa; Arthropoda; Insecta; Hymenoptera; Formicidae. The record is from RefSeq and is a predicted model, not a curated record. Gene Ontology annotation, cellular component: nucleus. Gene Ontology annotation, molecular function: RNA polymerase II cis-regulatory region sequence-specific DNA binding; DNA-binding transcription activator activity, RNA polymerase II-specific. Gene Ontology annotation, biological process: regulation of transcription by RNA polymerase II.